Molecule: messenger RNA, 2259 nt
Organism: Blumeria graminis f. sp. triticale
Lineage: Eukaryota; Fungi; Ascomycota; Leotiomycetes; Helotiales; Erysiphaceae
Source: the annotation of a GenBank genome assembly
AUGGGAAUUUCUGGCUUACUCCGAAUAUUAAAAUCCAUACAAAAACCAUGUCACCUUAGUGAGUUCGAGGGGAAGACCCUUGGGGUUGAUGCCUAUGGAUGGCUUCACCGUGGAAUUGUGGCUUGUGCCACAGAUUUAGCUAUGGGAAAACCUACUAGAAGAUUUGUUGACUCUGCUAUGCACCGGGUUCGGAUGCUUCAACAUUUUGGUGUAAUUCCAUUUUUGAUAUUUGAUGGUGAUCAUCUUCCUGGCAAGGCCACCACAGAAGAAGAUAGGGCUAAGAGAAGAGAGGAAAGUAGAAAAGCUGGUCUGAGUCUACUUCAUGCAGGGAAAUCUUCACAAGCCCACAAUGAAUUUCAAAAAUCUAUAGACGUAACGCCGGAAAUGGCAAGGCAACUCAUCGAUGAACUAAAGAGGUACAAUGUACAGUAUGUUGUGGCCCCUUACGAAGCCGACUCUCAAAUGGUGUACAUGGAGGGAAAAGGAAUUAUUGACGGUAUCAUAUCCGAGGAUUCUGAUCUGCUAGUCUUUGGAGCCAGGUGCCUGUUAACAAAAUUGGAUCAAUACGGAAACUGUAUCGAAGUGAACAAGAAAGACUUUUCUGCGUGUACAGAGAUCAAUCUUGCUGGGUGGUCCGACGUCGCUUUCCGACAAAUGGCAAUACUGAGUGGAUGCGACUACCUAGCUAGUGUCAAUAAAAUGGGACUCAAAACAGCUUAUCGAAUGCUCAGACGGUAUAAAUCGAUUGAAAAGGUUAUCCAGAUGUUGAGAUUUGAUGGGAAUUUUAAGGUACCGGAUGAUUACCUUCAGUCUUUCCGUCAAGCUGAACUUACUUUUCUACAUCAAAGAGUCUUCUGUCCAAUAGCACUGGAAGUAGUGCUACAUACACAACCAACUCAACCACUCGACCUGGACAAAAUGACAUACAUCGGUGCGUAUGUUGAGCCAAAAAUUGCUCAAGGUGUUGCAACGGGAGAUUUACAUCCCAUGACUAAGCAGCCAAUUAUCGUAGAAAAACAUAAUCAGAUAAUUGCAGAUCAAGAAACCCACUCAGGUACUAGAGUUAAACAUCGAAGUGUCUCCUCAACUCCUGAUCUCGGAAAAUGUUCUACAAUAACGGCUUUCUUCAAAGCUAGGACUCCUCUUGCAGAGCUAGAUCCUAACUGUUUUACUCCUUCACCCAGACAGUCUCUAAUUUCAGAGAGGUCCCCUCGAACAUUGUCAUCGAGAUCAGUUCCUCAGCCGAAUCGAAAUCGAAAUCGAAUAUCAACCGAGACACAUUACAUUAGUUCGGAGAUCUUACCUAUGACUGAGUGUGCUAGUAUAAAUAAUGCGUCACCCCGACCUCGUAAAAAAUUGCGCCUUUGUGAUGAUACAGAAUAUGAGAUGGGCGACUCUGUAGCACUUUGCUCUAGUCGUUUCUUCAGCUCGCAGAUACUCCAAUCUAGUCCUACUUCUGGAAACCCAAGUACUCAAAAAAUGGAAGAUGCAAAAAUCCUCUCCGAUGAUUCAAUUGAGGAGGCCAUGCUUAGUCUUCCGUCAACUUCUCUCUCUUUCGAGUCCAGUGAUUCCUCGGAUAGAACUACAAAAAUAAACAGUUCUGAGGAUAAUGACAGUAAAUUCUGUAAAUCCCAACCAACUGUGGCUUUAAGUUUGGUAGAUCAAUAUAAAUUCAGCUCUAGUUCGGCUUCUGCAAAAGAAGUUUGUUGGAACAAACAUUCUCCGCCUCCUCCGAAAUUAGACUUACAAGAAACUCUAAACGACCAGCACUCAAAUAUAGUUCAACCUGAAAAAGAGAAUUUGCAAAAUAGAUCUUCGGAGGUGUCUGAUGCAACUAACUUGUUUAGUAACGCAAAUUUCUCGCACAACCAGAUCUCAGUCAUGCCUCCUCAUAGACCAAGCUUGAAGAAGCAGCGUCUCACACCGCUUCAAUUAAUCUCUGCAUCCGUAAAAAAUCGAGUGAAACUCGGUUUGAAACCCGCAGGCGACUCAUUUGGCAUAGUUGCGGAUAGGCCUCGAGGCGUUUUCACGGGAGGAAAUAAUUCUCCUGUGAAAACAAAAUUCCAAAAAGAAAUUAUCAUACCCGUCUCAAAUAGUCGACGUAUGUCUGGAAAUCUGGAUAAAAUACUUUUGGGCACAAUGGGAAGUGAAGAUCUCGUCAUUCAUGAUAGUGAAGAUGAGGCAUUAUCUCCUGUUGAGAGCUGCCAAACCAGCUCGAAUUUUGGGAUGGGUAUUCAAAGCUUUAUGUAUAGUAAGUAG